Besnoitia besnoiti is the source of this 1377-nucleotide messenger RNA. RefSeq lists its product as uncharacterized. The record is from RefSeq and is a predicted model, not a curated record. The coding region runs from base 1 to 1377 and encodes 458 amino acids. The transcript has 3 exons. Gene Ontology annotation, cellular component: ribonuclease MRP complex; ribonuclease P complex. Gene Ontology annotation, molecular function: ribonuclease P RNA binding. Gene Ontology annotation, biological process: tRNA 5'-leader removal; rRNA processing. Lineage: Eukaryota; Apicomplexa; Conoidasida; Eucoccidiorida; Sarcocystidae.
AUGGCUCAGAGGCACGCGCAGGCUUUCGCGUCCUACGCGACGACUUCUCGGUCUCCCGCGUCUCUGUCUGCGGCCGCCAGCGCGAAGGAGCAGCUUGCUGCCGCGUACGCGACGAGUCUGUCGGGCUCGGGUCUCGCGUCGCUUUCGCAUCCUCUCUACGCGCGUCUCUACCGCGCCGACGCUCUCGCGGCUGCCUCGCCCACGGCGGACGGCGCUUUUCUUCAGGAUAUUCUCGAGCUCUGUCCCCUGCAGACGCCCGCCGCGACGCUCGUGGAGACCAAGCUGUCGAACCGUGCCCUCCGCCUCGACACCCUGCGGCCGUCGUCUGCUUCUUCUGCGGCAGCCUCUUCCGCCGCGGCCUCUUCUGCGGCGGCCGCUUCUGCAGGGCCUCUUGCGCUCUCAGCACAGCAGAGAAGGAGACUGUUGAAGCUGUCGCGAACGCGCGCAAAGCGCCUCGGGCUGUUUGACGUCAAGAAGGAAAUCGACGCCAGCAGCGCGUCCGCGGCGGCCUCGCGUUUUCAGAGGCGAGGCAUGCCCCGGCGCGCGCCCGGGGGAGAGGCGCGUUUUGAUCUGCGAGCUGAAGACGUUGCGAGGGAGGAACCGAUGGGAGAGGGACAGAGAGUGGAGGGUGACGAGAGCGCAGAGGGCGAGAUGGAGCUCGAGGGCGUCGUAAUGGACGCAGUGGGCGGCUGCGACGCGGAGAUGAGCGAGCCGACUCCGCUCGAGGCUUCUUCGUCUUCCGAGGGUGUGACCUACGCGCCCUCAUCCGCGCAGCCGCUUCACCCCGAGCGGAGUCCGCUGGAAGCUCUCCUCGCGUCGUCCUUCGCCGGCCUGCGGUUUGAGCACUUCGAGGGCUUGAACGCACUCUGGCUGCAGUACCUCGCAGUCGUGUGCGGCGCCCGCGAGGCUCUCGCCCUUCCGGCGGACCCGCGUGAGGCCGCCGCCGCGCCGCUCCAUCCUCCGGGGCCUGCAGUGGCACCAUCUUCCGCGUCUGCGGCGGCGGAGGCGCCGUUUCUCUCGAAGAAGGCGCGGAGGGAGGAGCGGAAGUCGCGGGACGGGGCCUCGUGGCAGAAGGCCUUCGAUCGCUGCACGGGGCUGAGCAAAGCCGACCUGCACGGCGCCCGCGUGAAAGUGGUGCGGUCAAAGACGCCAGGCCUCGUUGGCAAAGGCGGAUUCAUCGUCGAGGAAACCCAGCAGUCGCUCCUUCUCCUCGGCGACGAUCAGGUGCUGCGGCGCGUGAUGAAGUCGCAAACUGUGCUGAGUGUGGAGAGCCUCGAAGGAAGCACCUUCUUCCUGCACACGCAGCAUCUGCAGCACAGUGGCGUCGGCCGCUCCAAGACGAAGUUAAAGCCGAAGCAGACGCUGCUGCUUCCGUAG